UGCACCUGUCCAACUCACAGUUUUGGACUGAUUUCCUUCAAACUUUCAGGAUGUCCUAAGUUCACCGAGUUGUAUAACAUAUAUUCCGGUUUUUUUCAUGUCACUGACCUGAGGUCAGUUAGAGGUCAUUACGUCAUAAUGUUAAGCCUAUGGGAAAAUAUUCAAUUCGGAAAAUACUGGCGAUAUCCGCUUCGUUCUAUCACUUUGGUGCUUUCAAACAACAGUACUUAACAUUAUGUCACUUGGUGCUUCUUUGUUUGGUGUACUUAUCCAUGGGUCAGGUCAAAUGAGGUCAACUGAGGUCAAAUGACGUUUGUGCCAAUAACUUGUCACACAAUAAAGAUACAGCUUUCAAAAUGGCAUCGUUCUGUUGCUCUUGAACAGCCGAGUCGAAUGAUAUGCAACAUUAAGCAUUUCGACCACUCUUAAGACUUAAGAUGUACUUAAGAUAUGCUUAACUUUUUAAGUACACUUAAGCAAGCAAACAUGUAUAUCAUUCGACGCGCCUUGACGUGCUGAGUUCACUGGUGCUUUUCUUUUUGCUCUAUCUUAAUUAGAUCAAAAGUUAUAAGCGAAAAACUUUUAGCCUGUUUUUGCAAAAAUUUUACAUUUAUACCCCCCAAAACCCCCCUAAAUAUUGACCUAGAGCAACCAAAUUUGCACAGGGACGAGAUCUCCUAUAGACUCAUCUACCCUGUAAAUUUGGUGUUUCUAAGUGCCAUAGGAGCCAAUCGCCAGGGGGGGGGGGGUCGUACCAACCCCCCCCCUGGCCGUCCGCGUUAUGAAAAAGGCCCUGGCCUGGCGAGGGUUAAAACGUAUUUUGAAACACCAGCCAUUGAAAUGCCAAAAUACUUAUUGUUCUCAGAACGCCACUCGUCAACUUGUUAUCAACAAGUUCAAGAAUAAAAGGCGCGGCGACUCUUCAAAAGAAGUUACCGACCGAAAGCGUCAGCGCCACGGUGUGUGUAAUUAUCUGCCGGAGGAUAAGGAGGAGGACGGUUGUGGCGAUCUGCGCUACAAGAUGCGAAAUGGCAUGCUACACGGAACCGAGCUUGAUGAAGCGAUGUCAAAGACUUUCGCGGACAGGAGGGUCCAGGUGGUGUCCAAGAAAAUCGCCAUCCCCAAGUUGAAGAAGCUGUACCCUGCCCUCUUUCAGGAAAUGGAGAUCUGGGCCGAGCUGGCACGUGUCAGGGGCGGCGGCUCGACCGCAGCCAGUGAGCUCGCCAAGGCGAGAGGGAACUUGACCAGGCUCCUCACCAAGUUUGACAUCUGUGAAACCACCGAUGCUGCGCUGGAGCAUCUGGCUUUCGAGGUGCGAGAAGAGGACAAGAUAUAUUCGCCACCGACACUCGGAGGGCCUAUGGUUCUCUGGGACGAGGCCCUCUGGGUGGAAGGGGAGAAAGUGACAGACCUCACUUUCAACAAGCAGGACCAAUUCCUGACAUGGGGGGCGGGGUUCACUGUGUUCGCACAGAAACCCACACGCAAGGCAACGCAAUGCUUGGCCUACGUGGCCACAGUGAUGCUGCUAAAGACGGACAUGCUGAAGCCCCCUAAGGGGUUUGAGUAUGCGCUGAAGCCCCCUAAGGGGCUUCAGCGCAUACUCAAACACUUAGAUGUGUAAGUUUCGUCCGCGUGAAGCGUACACGACGUGCAGCUGUGUCGAGUGUCGUGGUUACGUCGUAUCGUGUCGUGGUUACGUCAAAAUAAAUGUCAUGUGGCAAAAAAUAA
Molecule: messenger RNA, 1731 nt
Organism: Amphibalanus amphitrite
Lineage: Eukaryota; Metazoa; Arthropoda; Thecostraca; Balanomorpha; Balanidae
Exons: 4
Coding region: 782-1624 (280 amino acids)
Source: RefSeq, a predicted model, not a curated record